AUUGCCUCGCAUCAAUUACUAGUGCUUUGCCUUGGUUUCUUAUUUAGCCAUCCUAUAUCAGAGUUGCUUUCUACAAUUAAAUUGAAGUUAUGUGUCUAAUUUUUUUUUUAAUGUUUUGGGAUCCUUUCAUUGUUGAAAUUGCCGAUUCAGCAAUAGUUGGACCAACUCCUCACUGAUAGUGAUAGAAUUAUAGCAGAGCUACUGAAUUCCUCAACAGUAGCAGCUAGAGAAGAAGCCUCACUCAGAUUGGGCAAAAGGCUCAGGAAUCUUCCCUAAACAGAUUAAGAUAGAAAGACUAGAAAUUUUUUUUCUCCUAAAUUCAGGGUCAAAAGACUAAACACUAUGGGAAGUCUUGCAACAAAUUAGAGGAAAUCAGGCCAGAUUCUUCCCAGUUCACCCCUGCACAGACUUGAAUUCUUGGCAUGAUCCUGAUUUCCCCAAAGAACAUGGUAUGUUAAAGAAGGGAGCAAAGAGAGUGUGUCAAGGAUGGGAAGUCCCAGCUUAGCUGGCCAAGAUGUGGUUCAUUUGUCUUUAAAGUUUUAAAAGAACUAAACCUGGCCUUUGGCCAUAAGAACUCUAAAGACUCCUCCUUUGCUUCUCUGGCCACCUCACCCUGAUCAGUGGACCCAAGUCACUGCCGCAAAAUGGCCUGGUUGUCUCUGAGAACCCUGAUGCCCAGCCUUCACUGGCGCCCAGGCAUGAGGCUGUUCAGCCUCUCGAUCCAGGCCCUUCUGACUGUACUCCUUCAGUUCCUCUCCCUAAACAAUUAGUUAAAUCUAGCAAGAAAGACACCCUGUUGUCUCCCCACCUGCCUGCAAGGAGGUUCCUCCUCCUCUUCUUGAUUCAGAGCAGAAUUUGGCUCCUUCUGCCCCUCCCCCUUACAUGCCCCUCUUAGCUCAUAGCCCCACUUGGGUAGCAUCUCUACCCCCUCCCCCACCAUGGAAGACUAUCCAGGCUCUGCCUUGCCCUGCUCAGCUUCUCGCUGCUCACUGCCCAAACCUACCCUGUCCUCCCCCUUGCUCAACUUCUCCCCCUCCCUCCCCAACUCCCUGGCCAAGGUCAGACCUUCAGACUUGCUGUGCCCUUCCCUUGAGGUUAUGGAUCUGGGGAGCCUCCCUUUUAUUGUGGUGAUAAAUGGGUCAAGGGCAGGCCUGGCAAGCCAUGGUGAACUUUGACCCAUUUUGAGAAUGUGCUGGGCCAGCCACAAGGCUGGGGAAAGCUUGGACUGACACCUUCCUUGUAUGGACAAGGAUCUGCUUCUCCUGUGAUGAAGUAAUGAGGGGGGAGUUGAGGUCUCCAAAGUCCCCCUCCUCAGUGCUUAUUAUGAAUCUGAGAAUUAAUCUCUUCUGCCCCCCAAAACCACACAAAUAUUUUAUAUGUUUUAAACUAAAAAUGUACUUUAUAUUUAACAAAUAAACAUAGAUAAUAAGAAAGAAUGUAAAGAAAUAAACUUGCUUAUGAAACGUUAUUUACCUUCAAGGUCAGGUGAAGAUGCUGGCAGAAAAAGUUUUCAUUUUGUGCCCGAUAAUAUUGCUUAACAUAACUUCCUCUCUACACACGUAAUGCUACAUUUAAAUGUAAAAUAGACUUUACACAUUACUUGUGAUGUGUAACUAUUGCUAAACUUAAUUGCUAUUUUUUACUUAUCAUCAUUUUCUUCAUUGAAUUUUGGCAGUUUUGCCACACUUUCCUCGAGUUCACUUGGAGGCUGUUUCAACAAAAACUUUUCCAUGGAAGGUUGUGUUAAAGGGAUUUUCUUAGUCUCUCCCUGUGUCUCCCUCAGAGGCCAGAGAGCAGGUUUCUAAGUAGAUCAGAACUGACAGGAGUCAGUGAGCCAGAGCUGAAGAUUCCGUUACCAGGGAGACCAGCCUGAGGAGAGGAAGUAGCCGCCCUCUGACAGGAAGUUAGGUGGGACAGUUGGUCAGUGAGGAGAUAAAGGAAGCAGCUGCUGACUGUUGGGGGUCUGCUGUGUCUCUGUGUUUGUUCAUCCCCUUAAAGGACCACAGAAAAGGGACAAAUACAAAAGUGCUGGAAUCAGGUGCACAAAGAGGAAGUCUCCCUACCCUGGGGCUCCCACCUCCUGAGGGACCACAGUCUGGCCCAAGCAGAGACCCUGGAGCCAGAGGGAAUGGCCCCUGGGACCCAGAGGCCCCUAUCCCAGGGGUCGAUAACAUUCAAGGAUGUGGCUGUGGACUUCACCCAGGAGGAGUGGCGCCUGUUGGACCCUUCUCAGAAAGAGCUGUUCAGGGAGGUGAUGCUGGAGAAUGUACAGAAUCUACUCUCUGUGGAUGCAGAGACUAAUUUUGAAGCAAAGGAGAUGUCUACAAAGCUAAACUUUUUUGUUGAAGGAUCUGGCUUUCCACGAGGCAUGAAUAAGGGUCCCUGUGACUUCCUUUUGAGAGAAAUCUGUGACUCUAAUAUGAAGGUAAAUAAAAAUCCAAAGAAUGACUGUGAAUUUCAUGAAGUUGCAGAGAAAUUCAGCCACCUUUCAGUCCUAAAUCAGUCUACAAAACAGACCUUAGUAAAUGACUAUUGUCUCAAUAGUGAUUAUACCAAAUGCUUUGCUGAAAAAGUAGGAUUUAAUCAGUCACAUGAGAAGCCUCCUGAAAUGCCCAUGUAUCAAGAUAACUUAGGGAGAAUCACCUAUGACUUGAGAUUAGCCCUCACAAGACAUUCAAAAAGUAAACAUAGAGAGAAGCUUUCUGUGAGUAAUAAAGAUGGGAGACCUUUCAUUCAGAAUUAUGAGUUUGGUUCCUAUCAAAUAAUCCACUCUGGAGAGAGACCUUAUCAAUGUAAAGAAUGUGGAAAGGCUUUCACACAGAGGGGUAAUCUUGUUAGACAUCAGAGAAUCCACAGUGGAGAGAAACCUUACAAAUGUACACAGUGUGGAAAGGCUUUCACAGAGAGUAGCUCUCUUGCUAGGCAUCAGAGAAUCCACACUGGAGAGAAACCUUAUGAAUGUACUCAGUGUGGAAAGGCUUUCAUUCACAGGGAGAGUCUUGCUGCACAUCAGAGGAUCCACAUUGGAGAGAAACCUUAUGAAUGUACACAAUGUGGAAAACCUUUCACACGGACGUGUGAUCUUGCUAAACAUCAGAGAAUCCACAGUGGAGAGAAACCUUAUGAAUGUACACAGUGUGGAAAGGCUUUCACAGAGAGUAACUCUCUAGCUAGGCAUCAGAGGAUCCACACUGGAGAGAAACCUUAUGAAUGUACUCAGUGUGGAAAGAUUUUCACACAGAGGGGAGAUCUUGUUAGACAUCAGAGAAUCCAUACUGGUGAGAAACUUUAUGAAUGUACACAGUGUGGAAAACCUUUCACACGGAUGUGUGAUCUGGCUAAACAUCAUAGAAUCCACUCUGGAGAGAAACCUUAUGAAUGUACACAGUGUGGAAAAGCUUUCACACAGAGGGGUAAUCUUGCUAAACAUCAGAGAAUCCACUCAGGAGAGAAACCUUACGAAUGUAUGCAGUGUGGCAAGGCUUUCACACAGAGAGGUAAUCUUGCUAAACAUCAGAGAAUUCAUUCAGGAGAGAAACCUUAUGAAUGUUCACAGUGUGGAAAGGCUUUCACACAAAGGGUUAAUCUUGCUGCACAUCAGAGAAUCCACUCUGGAGAGAAACCUUAUGAAUGUACACAAUGUGGAAAGCCUUUCACACGAAGGGGUAAGCUUGCUGCACAUCAGAGAAUCCACACUGGAGAGAAACCAUAUGAAUGUACACAGUGUCGAAAGGCUUUCACAGAGAGUAGCUCUCUUGCUAGACAUCAGAGAAUACACACUGGAAAGAAACCUUAUGAAUGUACACAGUGUGGAAAGGCUUUCAUACACAGGGUGAGUCUUGCUGCACAUCAGAGUAUCCACACUGGAGAGAAACCUUAUGAAUGUACACAGUGUGGAAAGGCUUUCAUACACAGGGUAAGUCUUGCUGAGCAUCAGAGAAUCCACACUGGAGAAAAACCUUAUGGAUGUACACAAUGUGGAAGGGCUUUCUCACGGAGGGGAGAUCUUGCUAAACAUCAGAGAAUCCACUCUGGAGAAAAACCUUAUGAAUGUACACAAUGUGGAAAGAUUUUCACAGUGAGGGGUCAUCUUGUUAGACAUCAGAGAAUCCACACUGGAGAGAAACCUUACAAAUGUACACAGUGUGGAAAGGCUUUCACACAGAGGCAAUAUCUUGCUGUACAUCAUAGAAUCCACUCUGGAGAGAAACCUUAUGAAUGUACACAGUGUGGAAAGGCUUUCACACGAAGGGACAAUCUUGCUGCACAUCAGAGAAUCCACUCUGGAGAGAAACCUUAUGAAUGUACUCAGUGUGGAAAGGCUUUCACACACAGCGUGAGUCUUGCUAAGCAUCAGAGAAUCCACACAGGAGAGAAACCUUUUGAAUGUAAUAAAUUCAGAUAGAUUUUCUCUUAAUCCUCUUCUGUUGCUUCAUGUCCAGAAAUCCCCACUGGAGAGAAACCUCAUGAGUGAGACUGAGAUUAUAGUUGCCACUCUUAGCUUAUGUAACAUAAGAGGAUCCACACUAGAGAAAAACUUUAGGAAUUUGAUCAAUGUGGUACGGCCUUCAGGCAACAAUCAUCUCUUUUUCCCAAGCAAGAAUUCCUUUUGGAAUGAAAUCUGACUCCUAUCAUGAAUGAAGAAAGAAAUUUAAAUGGAGAGUCCAGAACUUGUUCAGUAGGAGAAAAUGUCUUCUGAACAGAUCAUUUCCAGAUGAAUUUCCUAUAGGAAGGUCAGCCAGUGAUCAUCUCUUAUUUCAUGUCAGAAGAUUCGUGGUGUAACAAAACUGUGCUCAAGUUUAUGUUUUUCUCAGGGGGAGGUUGAUCACUCUCAUUUGGAGAAGUGCAAAUGAUAACAAGUCUGAGGGACCAGCCCACUUCUAUUAGACUGGUAAUUAUGACAGAAAAGAAAAAUGACAAAAUUUGGCAGAGAUGUGAGGAGAUUGAAAAAAGAAUGAAAUUCUGGGGUUGUGAACUAAUUCAACCAUUCUGGAGAAGUCAAUUUGGAGCUAUAUCCAAAAGACAUUAAAAAAACAAAAUGGAAAAAGACCUAUGUAUACAUAUAUGUGUAUAUAUGUAUAUUAAAAAUUAAAAUUACAAAAUUCUUCAAAGUACUCUUUUCAGGGUGACAAAAGUAUCUGAAAUUAAGAGGAAACAUCAAUUGGGAAAUGGCUGAGUAAAUGGGGGCAUAUGAUUGUAAUGGAAUACUAUUAUUUUAUCAUUAACGAGAAGGAGCUGCUCAGAAAAACCUCGAAAGACUUGAGAAUCGAUUCAGACUUUUUAACUUAAUAUAAUAAAAAUGAUUCAUUUUACAUUUUGUAAAAAUUUCCCUCUCUCUUGUUUGGUCUUAUAUAUUUUUCCCUUCCCAUAGAUCUUAUAGGUAUAUUAUUUCACGUUGCUCUAAUUUACUUAUAAUAGCACUCUUCAUGUUUAAGUCAUAUACAGAUUGUGAACUUAUCUUGUUAUAAGGUAUGAGAAAUUAAUCUAAACCUAAUUUUUCCCAUACUUUUUUUCCUGUUUUCCCAGCACUUUUUGUCAAAUAGUGAGUUUUUGUCCCAAGAGCUGAGAUCUUUGGUUUUAUUGAACACUAUCUUGCUGAGGUCAUUACCCCCAGUCUAUUCCAUGAAUCCACCCUUCUGACUCUUAGCCAGUACCAUAUUGUUUUGAUGAUCAGUGUCAUUUAGUACAGUUUAAGAUCUGGUACUGCUAGGCUCCCAUCCUUCACUUUUUUUUAUUAGUUCCCUUGAUAUUCUUGAUCUUUUGUUCUUCCAGAUGAACUUUGUUAAACUUUUUUCUAAUUCUUUAUAAAAGAUUUUUAGUAAUUUGAUAGGUAUAGCACUGAAUAAUCUAAUUGAUUUGGUUAGGAUUGUCAUUUUAAUUAUAUUAGCUCAUCCUACUCAUGAAUAAUUAUUGUUUUUCCAAUUGUUUAGACCUAGUUUUAUUUGUGUGAAAUGUGUUUUGUAAUUGUGUUCAUAUAAGUACUGAGUUUGUCUUGGCAAAAAGAUUCUCAAAUAUUUUAUAUUGUCUAGAAUGAUUGUAAAUUGAGUUUCUCUAUCUCUUGUUGCUGAUUUAUUUUUGGAAAUAUAUAAAAAUGCUGAUUGUUUAUGUGGGUUUAUUUUGUGUUGUAUAAUUUAGGAUUUGCUCCCCAGAACACUAAAUCCCAGUUUCCCACUUUCCUUCUCACAUUACAUCCUUACCUUUUGGUGAUAAAGUUUGUGUGUGACCCCACCUGGCACUCUUCUUCCUGUGAUCUCCCUGAGGAUGCAGGCUUUCUGCCAGCCAGGAGAAUCUACACACAUGGGUUUUCUCUUUCUUAGAUAAUUAGGCUUGAAAUUCUAUUUCUUUUAGUUUAUUUUCUUUCUACUUCAAGUGAUUAUUAAUAAACUUUAUAAAAUAUAAUACUUAGAGUUAUUGGCUAUUAAUUUAAAUUUUACAUUGUGGCAACCAGAAGUUGGAAGUUUAGAAUUCUUCCUCCUCUCAAAGUUGGUAGAGCAAUUUUUUAAUAGACAAAGACAGUUUAGUUUUAAAAGCCUUUGAUGCCUUCCCUGCUCCUCUUCCCACUGCUGCUGCUCCCACCCACAGCUGCUAUUUCUAUUGCUUUUCCCAUUAGCAAACUGGCUGGGGGUCCUUGUGAAACAUUUUCUGAGCUGAGGCUGACAGAUUAAAUCCCCCUUUCUUUUGCAUUACUAAUACCUAGGUGCUUACUGCUACCUUGGAAGCCCAGGUGUUUGUUUUAAGCAACAAUUAGCCUCCUAUUAGCUUUUACCUGAGGAGAUGCUUCCACCCUCUUAACUCCUUGCCUACAUAGCUGAGGAGAGCAAUCAAGGGGAGCAGCAGUCCCUGCCCAUAUGACAGUGGAAGCAAGUGGUUCCCUGGCUUUUUUACCCCUUGGGGGAGGGGAAGGAAGGUUACUUUUCCAAACAUGUUAACUUUAGCCAGUGCAUAUUAGGGUAGUACCACCUAAGGAGAGGAAGUAGAAUUGCAAACAUGGGCUAUUUUGUGAAAGAGCAGAUGGGGUUCGACUGUACUAUUCCCAGUGCUGGUAUGGGGAACCUCAGAAGUGUGACCUGUUAAGAGAGUUUUUCUUAAUUUUUCUCUUUUUAUACUUAAGAGGCAAGGGAGCAAAAAGAUUUCUGAGUAAGAGAUCCCCUGCUGUGCACAUGGUCAGUUGGUGACAGAAGGGUGGGCUUUUGGGCUGUGGGUCUCCUGGGGAGAGGAGUGUGUGUGACUCGCUCUCUUUGGGCCUGUUGGAGUCAGAGAAAUGGAUUUAAGGCCUUAGUAGCCUUAUUGAUUAUUAUCUUGGGUAGAUAGGUAGAUAGUGGGUAAACUCUUAGAUAUUCCUGUAACAGUUAAAAUUUAGGAAUAUGAGGAGACUGAGGCAGGUAGAAAUUAGUUUCUCUCUGCAAGAGUAUUAUAUUUUUUAGAGGUUUAUUAAGGAUUAAGGACUAAAGAAUAUACAAGUAAGAAACAUGUGCCUAGGCCACAGGCCUAGACAAAAUAACCUCACAUCAUGGAAGAGAUGCCUCUGCUCCAAAACGGAAGUCCAAAAAGAGCCCCAAAGACCUUUGCCACAAGCUUAAAUCCUUCCUCGAUCUCGGCCCACCUCAGAAUUCCUGUGAGAUUACAAAGAAUUUUGGGGAAGUGGAGCAAAGGCUUGUGGGGAUUUUAGUCCUGUAUUCAAGUCUAUUUUUUACAUUCCCCCGUUUGAUCCUCUGGGAAGAAGUCCUUCCCCAAAGGAUCAUAAAAACAUAAUCAAUUUAAAGAUUACAAUAAUUUGAGGAUAAAAGAAAAAAAAACCCAAUUAUUGCUGAAUGCAUUGACAAAAAGCCAGUUAGGGGGCAGUCCCCUUUGGCAUGAAAGUAUACAUACAAAUAAAUGUUCAAUCAACCACACCCAAAGUUCAAUUUUGUGCAACUUGUGGUCUGGAGGCUUCUUCAUGGUGGCUUCUCCAACAGUUCAGUUCUGGAUUCAGAGAGGUAGCAUCUUCUUUACCUAAAAUUCUUCUCAAAAGGAAUCUAAACUUUGCAAUUUAAAUAAUGAUAUUUUUUACCCAGAGUAGAAAAGUUAAGCCAGAGCCUGGUUCAAGCAGAAGGCACUGCCCUCGAAGGCAGAUAGAUUUAAGGUUUUCUAGAAAAAUUUUAGUUAUGAUAGGGAUCUUAGGAAUAGUUAUAAGCUAUUAUAAGAUUACUCUCACUUUCCUCCUUUCUAUUUCCUAAUAAUAAACUAAGUGUUUUGUGUUUAAGAAGCUGUUCUCCUGACUUACUGUAACUUCUAUCCCCAAAAUUUAACUAUUCACAUCCUGGCAAACCAGCUAGGAGUUUGAUUAAUCUAUUGAUCUUCUGUUAUUUCCAAUAUUGGGAAAAGGAUAGGAGUGUAACCAUGUUGUCUGAUAUCAUGGUCCAGUUAGUGAAGGAGGUGGUGCUAAGUUACCUUCAACAAUUCCCAUUUCCUGGGACCUUCACUGAGAUUUAAAAUAUCACAGUUUUUUAUUGUCUCUGGUUUGUACCACUUAUGGGAGUAUUUGUGCUGUCUGAAUUGUUUCAGGGGGGUACUAUCUAUAUCAAGUAUUUAGUUUAAUCCUUACUAAGAAAAGGAAACAACUAAAAGAGAUUAAUGGAGACUAGAUUUUCAUAUCUUUAGGAUUGCAUCUCUCAAUUGACUAAUACUAUUGCCUACCAAACUGAAACUAUCUCUAAAGUUGAAGAUAGUAUCUCAGAAUUGACUGAAACUAGGUCUCGCUUGUUUCAAACUAACUCUCCUACUGUUUCUAAUUCUCCCAUCGAGGCUGAAAAAAAAAACAAAAACACAAAAGAAAAAAGAUACAAACCCUAGCCUAUCCCCUUAAAAAAAACCCUUACCUUCCAUCUUGGAAUCAGUACUGUGUAUUGGUUCCAAGGCAGAAGAGUGGUAAGGGCUAGGCAAUGGGGAUUAAGUGACUUGCCCAGGGUCACACAGCUGGGAAGUAUCUAAGGUCAGACUUUAACCUAGGACCUCCUGUCUCUAGGGCUGGCUCUCAAUCCACUGAACUUCCUCGUUGCCCCCCCCCCCCCAUUCCCUUUAAGAGAAGUACUGAUUUAUAAUCCAAAGAAGAAAGAGUUCAUAACUAUUAUGUGCAACAAAUCAUUUACCCCUCAGUAUAUGGAGGGAUUUAAGUGCAUCAUUCUUUUUUGAGGGGAAGCCCACAGCUGUGAUUUUUAAAAAGCUAGAGAAGAUAUGCAGGUAAUUUGAUCCAACUUGGAUUGAUUUUAAAUGUUUUCUAGAAGAGUUACUAACUAAAAGGGAAAAGGAUAAAGGUAUCAAGCUUACCAAUGAGGAGUGUGAUGCAGCUCACUGGCCUGAGAAUGACCUUCAUUGGGACACUAAUGUUAAAAAAGACUGAGAUUAUGUCAUGGUAGGGAGGCAGUUCUGAAUACAAUGAGAGCAUGUUCAGAUAGACCUGGUACUUGGACAAAAUUUGAAAAUUUAAAGCAAGAGAUAAGAGAAAAUCCUUCUCAGUUCAUGGACAAACUUAUAGAACUGGGAGUAAGAUACAUAGACAUUGAUUUAACAACUGAGAAGGCAAUUUGUAAGAAACUGUGGCAAAGUAGUCAAGGACUAUUUUGAAACCAGUUGCUGUAACUGGAUAAAUAUGGACCUUGAUGAGUUAAGGAGAGUGGCAGUUUAUGUUUAUCAUGGGCAUGAAAUGAAAGAUGCCAAUGAUAGUGAUUUUGUAGAUGCAUUAAGAAAGAAGAUAAAAGCAUUAAAGGGAAAAUUUGAUAAACUUGAAAAAGGUGAUACAAGUUUUGGACUAACCAGGGCUCCAGUGUGAGAAUAUAUAAUCCAAAGAGAAUCUACAAACCAGAGGCCAGUUGUGUUACUUGUACAGGAAAAGGAGACACCUGAUGAUAAAUCACAGAUGCUGGAAUCAAAUAUUCAGCAAAUUUAGAAAUAAUGGUGGGAACUUUAGGAAUAACUAUUCUAGGAACAACUAUCCUAGAAAUAAUAAUAACAAUAGAAAUAAUUUCUGAAGUAACAAUUUUGGAAAUUAUGGGAAUGAUAGAAACAGUAACCAAACUGAGGCAAAUGACUUGUUACAAUAUAUUCAUAAUGGAGCACAUCCAUGUACUAGCCAAAAUGUAAAUCCUCCUCAAUGAGAGGAAUCUCAGAAGAGUGGAAAUGUUCCUUCACAAAGGUUUGCCAGGGGAGAAAGGUCUCUGGAAUCAAAUAGUGAAAUAUUUUAUUUUCCAGAUGCUGAUAACAUUUCACCAGUCAUCCCAGUCCACUCUCUCCUACAUAGCAACUAACCACAUGUGACACUGAAAGAAGGGAAUAUGUUAUAUUAUUGUCUUCUAGAUAUUGGGGCAUCAAGAUCUGUGCUAAUGAAUACUCCUGAUCCCGAUUAUAAUACUAUUGGCUCUAUUAAUGUUGUUGGAGUGUCUUGAACUUUUGUAAGUCUGUUGGACCUUUAUCCAUGGAACAUUUAUUUCUACUAAUGCCUAAUUCCCCUAUGAACUUAUUGGGGAGAGAUCUGUUGUGUACAUUAAGAGUCACGAUAAUAUAUACUCAUGAUGGUGAUAUUACAUUAGAACUUCCUGAAGAAGGUGGAUAAAACCCUUACCUUUAAAAUACAUUGUAACAUCAUUCUUUGCUUGAAAUGAUGCAAAAAAUGUUGUAAAUGUAAAUUAAUGUUGUUAACAUUUGUAUUCAUCAUUAAUAAUAUUAAUGUUUGUACUUAACACUAAUUUCCAGAGUUCCAUUUUAUAAUCUAGGAACUAUAAAUGAAAUGUAAAAACUCUUACAGGGGAUAUAAUGUAUAUAAAGAAUUUUCAAUGCAUUCCAUUUCAAGUACUGCUAACAAUCCCUACAGCAAUCAAGAUAAGAGAGAGGACAUUGUGGAUGAGAGGUGAGAAUCAAGAAUAAGACUAUAGAUACAACUGAACUCUGUUUUUAAGGACAUUUAACUCAUGAAGGAUAACUGGACUAUUUUCAAGGACAUUAUUUGCAAGGACAAUGGACUACAACUUGAGAUCAUUUGCACAGACACUGUACUACAAGGACUACUACAAAUGGACAUUAUUUAAAGGAUACUGAACUUUGCAUUUAAAUAAAAGGUUUCUCAUACAUAAAGGUCUGAAAUGGAAUGUAAUGGCAAGUGGAUAGUUUAUGUUAUAUUGUUAUUUAUUAUACAUAUUAUUAUAUAAUAGGAUUUAUUAGUUCUAUGUCAAAUAAUUAUUAUAAUUUAUAGGAUUAUAGAAAAGUUAUAGAUAUAAUAUACUUUUAUUGAAAAAAUUAAAAUUAAAUGAUAAGAUAAUAAGUAAAUGGCAAAGUGUUAUAAAUGUUGAUCAAGAUCCACUUCAGGGGGGGAUAUAUUAGAUGUAUAUAAUACAUAUAUAAGGUAGAUAUUAGAUGUAUAUAAUGAUUAUAGAAGAUUCUUGUUUAGUUUUCUUGUUUAUUUUUUAUGGAUAUAGUAAUUGUAAGGUGUAUUUGAAUUAAUAUCUUUUGGUUCUUAUUUCUGUAAAGUAUAAGAAUAGGUUUUUUAUGUAAAGUAUAGUAUGAAUUUUGCAACUCUGUAACAGAAAUAUUUGUAAUUGUAUAUUAUUUGAGACUUGCAUGUUGUAAGAAUUGUUUUCCUUUCUUUCUCUCUUUACUUCUCCCUGUUUAAAAUAUAGAGUAUAGGAUACUUUUGUUUGAAAGAUACAUUGGGGAUACUAGUCUCCCAACAGAUCUCAAGGGGAAUAUGUUAAGAGAUUUUUUCUUAAUUUCUCCCUUUUUAUAUUUAAGAGGCAAGGGAGAAAAACGAUUUCUGAGUAAGAGACCCCCUGCUGUGCAAACAGUCAGUUGAUGACAGAAGGGUGUGACUGAGAGUUAGUCAGUUACAGCUGGCAGUUGGAAAAGGGGCUUCUGGGCUCUGGGUCUCCUGGGGAGUGGAGUGUGUGACUCGCUCUCUCUCUGGGACUGUUGGAGUCAGAGAAAUGGAUUUAAGGCCUUAACAGCCUUAUUAGUUAUUGAUUAUCUUGGGUAGAUAGGUAGGUAGUGGAUAAACUAUUAGAUAGUCAAGAGUAGAGAAGUUAGGCCAGAGUCUGACUCUAGCCAUAGGCAUAUAGAUUUAGGGUUAUCUAGAAAAAUUUUAGUUAGAAUUGGAAUCUUAGGUAUAGUUAUAAGCUAUUAUAAGAUUACUCUCACUUUCUUCCUUUCUAUUUCCUAUCUAUACUUUCCUAAUAAUAAACUAAGCAUUUUGUGUUUAA
Monodelphis domestica (gray short-tailed opossum) is the source of this 12224-nucleotide messenger RNA. RefSeq lists its product as uncharacterized. The record is from RefSeq and is a predicted model, not a curated record. Gene Ontology annotation, biological process: regulation of DNA-templated transcription. NCBI's taxonomy places the organism in Eukaryota, Metazoa, Chordata, Mammalia, Didelphimorphia, Didelphidae. Gene Ontology annotation, molecular function: DNA-binding transcription factor activity, RNA polymerase II-specific; RNA polymerase II cis-regulatory region sequence-specific DNA binding.